This is a messenger RNA of Erinaceus europaeus (western European hedgehog), 4544 nucleotides long. RefSeq names its product transforming growth factor alpha (gene TGFA). The record is from RefSeq and is a predicted model, not a curated record. Lineage: Eukaryota; Metazoa; Chordata; Mammalia; Eulipotyphla; Erinaceidae. Bases 133 to 615 code for a protein of 160 amino acids. Gene Ontology annotation, biological process: positive regulation of cell population proliferation; positive regulation of mitotic nuclear division; epidermal growth factor receptor signaling pathway. The transcript has 6 exons.
GCCCGCGCGGGGGCCGGCCCUGCCUCGCCGGCGCCUUUUCCCCCCCGCAGCGCGGCGCAGCUCCGCCACUCGGGCACUGCAGGUAGGGCGGGAGGCUGGAGCGCCCGCUGCCCGCUGCCCGCCGCCCUUAAAAUGGUCACCUCGGUCGGACAGCUCGCCCUGUUCGCGCUGGGUAUCUUGUUGGCUGUGUGCCAGGCCCUGGAGAACACCACAUCCUCCCUGAGUGCAGAGCCCCCUGUGGCCGCAGCUGUGGUGUCCCACUUUAAUGACUGUCCGGACUCCCACAGUCAGUACUGCUUCCAUGGAACCUGCAGGUUUUUGAUACAGGAGGAGGAACUAGCCUGCGUGUGCCAUUCUGGGUACGUAGGUGCCCGCUGUGAGCAUGCGGACCUCCUGGCCGUGGUAGCAGCCAGCCAGAAGAAGCAGGCCAUCACUGCCUUGGUUGUGGUCUCCAUUGUGGGCCUGGCUGUCCUCAUCAUCACGUGUGUACUGAUACACUGCUGCCAGGUUCGAAAACACUGUGAGUGGUGCCGGGCCUUCAUCUGCCGGCACGAGAAGCCCAGUGCCCUCCUGAAAGGAAGGACUGCAUGCUGCCACUCAGAAACAGUGGUCUGAAGAGCCCAGAGGUAGAGCUCAGCCAGGAGGAUUCAGCAGCCAGAUGGAGAAAGAACUUCCUGAGGAUGGCACAUGGGAUGCCUGGGACAUGCCAGAAGACCUUUCCUGUUCUGCCUGCGGCCACCUGUGCAAUCUCUUUAUCUCUAAGGGGUCUUCUAUCAAAACUCUGUCAAGAACUCUGUCUGUUUGGGGUUAUGUGGUGUGACCUAGAGAAGAAAUCGACAGACCAUCAUUUAAAGAUUGGUCUGAAACUAACUGCAAUGGGAUGAACUUUCUGUUUGCCUAGCUAAGGUGUGUGUGGCACUUGGCAUCUGUGUUCAGAUGUGUGUCUUCUGCCCAUCAUUGGUGCCAGCGGUGUUUCUCAUGGGCCCAUUUCCCUCAGCUGCACCUAUACUGCCCAACACCGAAGAUUCCUGUAGCUGUGACAGUUUUUGUCCUAUCCUCUUUGGGGAGGAAGAAGGUAGAGACAAGCUACCUGCUCAUUGUGAUGUGAAGGUGCCAAGUGUCCCAGAGGAGCCACAUCUGUCUUCUAUCCAGUCUCUCCCACCAGCUCAGUGUCUUCCACGGACACACUGAGGACCUUCUCAGGCCAUCACCACCCUUGGAGAUAAUGUCUUAUUUAUUAGAUGGAUGAUAGGUUGUUUUUUUUUUUUUGAUCUCUUAAGUCAAUGUAAAAAAGCGUAAAACUCUUUCAGACUUCUACAUGAAUAAUGUAUGUGGCACUGGCUGUAAAAUUAUACUGAUUAGAAGUGUCUGGCCUCUUCAGAACAGCUAAGGCUUGGGAAAAGCCACUUGGGGCAGGGGGGAUGGGAAGGGGGCAGGGCAGAAAUAAAAGCAGAAGAUGAGUCACUGAUGGGAACAAAGACUGGAAUUAAGAGGUUGUGCCAUUUAAGACAUGAAGCAGGUUAAUGUCCCUGGAUACCUCUUGGUGGACUCUAGCAAGUCCAGCUGAGGAGACUUGCCACCACUGUCGGGGAAAGAGAACGGCUGCCUGUGUUGAUGGCAGUACUGAUGACAACGUCUGGUGGUUAAAUGUGUGCGCUGCCUCGGUGAGCCCAUGAAGAAAGAGGAGACUGAGAACAGCAUGAGCAGAGUGUCGUGGGCAUUUCGGGCCACAUCCAUGAAAGAGGAGCCAGUUAUUUAUUUUCCUGGUUGUUGCUAGGUUGAUUUGUUGCUUUGCUUGUAAAAGGAGAAAUUUAGCUUUCCUAUUUACUUUCAAGCAUUGAGAGAAAUAUUCCAGUGACUCUUAAUUUUCCAUUCAAGAUGCUGGUUUUAUUUAACAGAAGCUGUAACAAGCCACUUCUGCCAUAUAGGGCUCAAUUUUCUCAGAGGAGAAAUGGUUCUGAGUGUCUAGGCCCAUUCUGGCCCACUGGGCCUGCCAAUGGGAAGCAGUGAACACCCCCCCCACUCAACAUUGGGGAGCUCACCCCUAAGAAUGUUCUUAAAAUUUGGGAAACAUAGAGCCAGGCCGUGGCACACCUGGGUGAGUGCAGGCAUAUAUGUUAAAAUUUGGGAAACAGACAAGUAGUGAAAUAAUAUACACACUAUUUAUGUGAGGGAAUUCUUUAUUCAUGAACAUCUGGAGAACAAGCUUCUACUAUUUAACCCAUCAGUGAAUCUAACUCAUCACAUCAUAAAAGGGACCUUCAAAAUAUGUCAAGUUGAAAUUUCUACCAGGUAAUUUUGUCUUCUCCUAAUUCUCCUUCCCUCCUAUUUCCAUGGAUUUCGUCCUCAUUUCUUAUGACUAAAGCAACUAUAGUAGUCAACCCCUAUCUGAACCUUGCCACUUUCAUUAAAUGAUGCUGUAGCCAGAGCACUAAGAUCAGAAGUGGCAUCUCUUCACCAGCUGUCUCCCAACAGUGUAAUGGACACAGCUCCCAGGUUUUGUUAUAAAAAGAAGCAGGUUUAGGUCUGCACUCCCUACGCUUGUCUUCUUGCAGCAGACCAGUGGGAUGAUGAGACAUUAGUGGAACAUGUCUUGCAAAGAUUGAACCCAACUGACACUGGUUAUAGCCCCCUGUGUGCACUCGCUUUUCUCAGCAGGCUCUCCUGAAAAUUGAGAGUCUGACGCAGAGAGAUCGAUGGAAGUGGAGUCACAGUCAUUUAAUUUUAGCUUGAGAUCACAUUGUCACUAUGGGACAAUCACUUCCCCAGUCUUUCAAGAAGUCUCUGAGGUCCGAUUGCCUUCAAAGAGAAUUAGCACAAAACAUUUUGUUUCUGUGGGGUUCUCUUCACCUAACGGAUAAAGUCAAGCCAUUAAGCAAUCCAAGAACCUUUGUAAAGGUCUGAGAAGAGGAGAAUGGAAACAAAGGGAACUUCUCUGCUUUCCUGAAGGAACUUGAUAUUUAAUGUCCAUAAAUGUACUAGUCCUCAGGUUCAGCCAAUCACAGCUUCCCAGAUUCUCUCCCUUGUGCCUGUACAACCAUGCAGUGAACCAUCUGGGACAUAUACCUCCCUCAAAGUGCCUCCAGAAUCAUCUUUUUUACCAGUGGGUCUGAAAAAUGUUGGAAGGAGAAGGUGGGGCUAACGCAGGCCUGGUUGGGCCUUUGUCCACACCUCAGGAUGUGAAAACCUUCCUUCUUUAUUGAUUUUUUUUUUCAGAAAUCAGAUAGCCAAUAGAAUUAGAUUCCAUGCCAGCUCACUACAUUGACAUUUAUUUUGUUAGCUUUGGAAAAUAACCUCUUUUCAGGUUGCAAAAUUCACGUUCUAUUCCAUCUCUAAUAAAAAUGCCACCUUUUCAGAUUUAAAAUUUACCUCCCUUUCUAUCACUGUAGGCUACCUAUUUCCUCAUGCUUUAGAAAGCCAAGUGUCCAUUAUGAUGAGGGAAUUAUUCCUAUAAACAGGAACAUUAUUCCUAUGUUACCAGUGUCUAUCUCAGGAGAAAAAGAAGCACUUUUAAGAAAGGAGGAUGCUUCCAAAUCUUUUGUAGAAUGUGGGUUCUCCCACUGCUCUAUAGGCAGUGACUUCUCUAAACACACAGGCAGGAAACCCCUUCCAGAUGAUAAGAUACACAGCAGCCAGCAUGGAUUUAGAAGGCACAUCUGGAUACACAUGGCACCAAGGAAGAGCUGAGCUUGUCAUUCUGUCCCAGCAGAGGAGGUAGGCAGUAAGUGCCCAGAGUCUGUUUUCCUAGAAAUGAAGGAGGAGGCAGGACUGGCAGUCCCCCACCCACACUGAUGAUGGAGGGGAUAAGGCUCUAGAGCUUCUUGAGAAACUACACACUACAGGUGGAAAGAAGUAGCAUCUUCUGGUCUUCUAGGGCCAGGAUGUCCCAGUGUGCACAGGCCUGCUGGCUGCUCUUCUAGUCAAUUUUGGCAGGGAUGUAUCAACAAGCUUCCAACAUUGCUCAGGAGACCUUCCCCAAUCUCUUUUUAAAUGGCCUGAGUUUUGAUUUCUCUCAACCUGCACACUCAUUGGCAGUGGAACUGAGGGUAGAGGCAGGAUUUGAAAACCCAGGACAAAGAUAGAUAUCACAGAAAGAAGACAAAUACACUUACUCUUAAUGUUCUAACAUAAGACCUGCUCUCUCUAGCCACUGAUUAUAGCAAAGUUUCCAAAAUAUUUAAUGGUAAACAUACACAGUAAUAAUAAAAAAAAAUUCCCCAGUGUAAUAACUUACGGAGUGCUCAAUUCCUCAUUAUUGUUAUAACCCAAUGCCUUUUUUUUAAGAAUCUGUUACUCUGAUUUGUGUAUAUGUUGCACUGAAAAGUUAAUAUUUAAAUGUUUUAAUUUAUUUUGUGUGGUAAGUUAAUUUUGAUUUCUGUAAUGCAUUAAUGUGAUUAGCAAUUCCUUUCCUUAAUAUCUGAAUUGUACUUAUUUAAAGCAUAGUGAGAAAUAUAAAAUACAGUUGUGUUUUACAGUAAUGUGCAUUGUUCAGUUGUACUGUACCUUGUUUGAAAGGAUGAAGGAAUGAACUUUUUUUUCCUAAA